AGUCGCUUCUCUCUUAUUGUUAUAGCCUCGUUGCUGCUAGCUAUAUUGCUGCUGCUGCUAUUGCUGUGCCUGUUGCCGCCGCUGUCGCUGCUGCUGCUGCUGUCGCGCCGCUUUGAGUUGCGUCAAGACUCUCAACAAGAUCCAUCCAUAGAGUGGCUACUCAAAAAAAGAAUAAAUAAAGUAUCUGCGAUAAUUAUUCGCUUAUGAUCUUUCAUUCUUUUCGGUGUUUCUUCUAUUUUUCAUUUAUUUUUUUUUUUUUAUUUUCUUGUGAAUGGAAAAAGAUGAGUGUUAACGUACGGUGCCAUUUGUAAUCUUCUUUUUUUAACAAAAGAUUACUGAAUUCCAAUACUUAAAUUUAUAUUUAUUUAAAAGCAACAAAAAAGGUUCCUCUUUUUGUGGAGUGUACUAGUGUGUGUCGUUGUGGUGGCUCUUCCUCUUUUGUUUGCAUUUUGUAUCGGGAAAAGUUUUUUUUUUUUUUUAUUUCUUAUUUUUCAAAUAAGACUGAUAACGCUAGGUCGGUUUAAAAGCGCCACACCAGAAUAGAUACGCCGGCAGUUCAAUUACUGAAACGACAUUAAAAGCUACCGCGAGAGAAUAAUUUCGUGAAAAAAAAAACGGUGAUCUAUUGCAUUUCGGAAUUUUUUUGAAAAAAGCUUCAAAAUUUUACCUACACAGUCGAAAACGAUGGUCAAAAAUAGGAGAUACGAAGGAGAAUCCUUGUUUGGAACGAGGCAUUUGCAAUGUUUUCUAUGUUUCUGCUGUUUAUCGGUAGCAUAUGCCCUGAGAGUGAAUCUCUCAGUGGCCAUUGUAGCGAUGACGGAUAAAAAUGCUUCCAAUAUGAAUUUUGAGGAAUUCGAGUGGGAUGAACAAAAAAAAUCACUCCUAUUGAGUAGCUUCUUUUGGGGCUAUGUUAUCACUCAAAUACCUGGUGGUCAAAUAGCCCAACGUUAUGGCGCCAAAUUUGUUCUUCUCUUCGGAAUCUUGACAUGCUCUUUAAUGGCAUGUCUAACUCCUAUUUGCGCCUCUUUCGGUGGAUGGAGACUAGUUUUUGUACUGCGUGUCAUUCAAGGCAUGGUCCAAGGAUGUGUUCAUCCUGCAACGCAUGCAAUGUUGGCCAAAUGGGCGCCAGUUGAAGAACGUGGAGCAUUGGGAACCUAUUGUUAUUCAGGAUCACAAUUCGGAACUGUCGUUAUGCUUGCCACUAGUGGUUAUAUAGCUCAAUCUUCUGCUGGUUGGCCAGGUAUCUUCUAUAUCUCGGCAGCUUGUGGAUUUGUUUGGUCGAUUUUCUGGGUGAUAUUCAGCGCAAGUACGCCAGCAGAUCACAAAACAAUAUCACCCGACGAGAGGAAAUUCAUCGAAACAUCCUUGGGACAAUCGGAAUCUACGCAUAAAACUCACUUGAAAACACCUUGGUUAAGCAUUGCCACAUCCUUGCCAUUCUUGUCGCUCAUUGUUGUACAUUGCACACACAUGUGGGGCUUCUGGACACUAUUGACACAAAUUCCAUCCUACAUGAAGAACAUCUUAGGAAUGGAUCUCAAAAAUAGUGCCUUACUCUCUGCCUUGCCAUACACCGUUAUGCUAUUGCUAAGCUUCUUCUUUAUAUUCCUCUCCAAGAUUGUGGCGAAUAACAAGAAAGUAUCGCUAUCGUUCAAUAGAAAGUUCUUUAAUUCUAUUGGUCAUUGGAUUCCAAUGAUAUCGCUGAUAGCUUUGGGAUAUGUUACAAAGGAACAUACAACAUUGGCAGUUGUCUUACUUACGCUGACCGUGGGUAUUAAUUCAGCGACGUAUUUGGGUUUCCAGGUGAAUCACAUAGAUCUCUCGCCGAACUUUGCUGGCACAUUGAUGGGCAUUACAAAUGGAGCAGCGAAUAUAAUGAGCUCCUUAGCGCCUCUUGCUGUUGGAUUUGUGGUCAAUGAUGAGAAAAAUCCAGGUCAAUGGCGAAUGGUGUUCUUCAUAGCAGCUGGCUUCUAUUUCUUCGGAAACUUACUAUUUGUCAUUCUGGGGAAGACAAAUGUCCAGAGCUGGAACUCUGUGGAAGAUGAAGUUGCCCGAAGACAUUCGAAAAGGCUCAGUAUGCUCGAUGUCGAAGAUGCGGCUCAUGAGUUAAAGAAACCAGAUGUGAGAUAGGGGUUGCCAGCAGUUGUUUAUAAGAAAAGCGUAAAAGACUUUGUUAUUGUUGAUAGGUUAGGUUUUAGAUUACUCGUAUAGAAAAAAAAAGGAAACAAAAAGUUAUAAUAGUUUUAAGAAAAAUCCCCAUAAGAAGACAAUGAGUGGUAGUUACUAUAACUAUCACUCAAAUAAAAAAAACUCAACUAAUGAGUUUUUUUCUAGUCUUUAGUGAAAAAAAACAA
Episyrphus balteatus (marmalade hoverfly) is the source of this 2354-nucleotide messenger RNA. RefSeq names its product putative inorganic phosphate cotransporter. The transcript is spliced from 4 exons. The coding region runs from base 685 to 2130 and encodes 481 amino acids. Gene Ontology annotation, molecular function: transmembrane transporter activity. The record is from RefSeq and is a predicted model, not a curated record. Lineage: Eukaryota; Metazoa; Arthropoda; Insecta; Diptera; Syrphidae. Gene Ontology annotation, biological process: monoatomic anion transport; transmembrane transport. Gene Ontology annotation, cellular component: plasma membrane.